UAACACAAAACAAGUCUGCGAAAGGGGACAGAAAAGGCCAGCCUAAACACCGGAAUAACUGCCACUGAGUAAGAAAAGAGAAGCAUAGAAUGCCAGGUGAACAGCCAAUGCAAGCAGAAGAAGUGAACUUCAAAGAGAAGUAUCGCUCUCUGAAGAGGAAAAUGAGAUUCCUCAUCUAUGAGCAAGAGUGUUUCCAAGAGGAGCUGAGACGCGCUCAGAGGAAACUUCUGAAGAUUUCCAGAGACAAGAACUUUCUACUAGACAGACUGCUGCAGUAUGAAAGGGUUAUUGAUCCUGGAACUGACUCAGACUCUACCCUAUCAUCUGAGGAUAGUUGCAAAGAUACAAAAAAGGAACAGGAAAAGAAGGUUGUCAAGAAGAAGAGAAGACCUAAGAAGAAGCCUGCCAAGAAAUUGAUGGGUACACCGGCCCUAGGAGUCAGCAGAGAUCCUCUACCUCAUGACCUUCGUACCUUACCACCUUCUCUUCAUCAGCAACUACCACACUUGGCAGAGCUGAUUCGAAAGGCCUCAGAAGGACUCCCUAUUUCUCAACAACCAGGAAUGCAAAUGCCAGGUAUGUCAACUACAGUCCAAGAGCAGCAGCAGCCACAUCCACCCCCGCUCCCUUCCCCUCUAUCCCUCCUCUCACCUCACCACCAGCACGCCCACCCUGCCCUGCUCUCCCCUACCGGAGGAAUGGGCCUACCCCUCUCCACCAUGCCCCACGUCUUUGAUCCCCGUGCCUUUGACAGGGGCAUGCAGCAGCAGCACCACCACCACCAGCCCCCACAGCAGUCGCCGUACUCCCUGCCUGGGCUGCUGGGGAUGGGACUGGGUGGAGGGCCCAUGGGGUUGGGAGGGGAGCUCCCUCAUAUGGAUCUCAAUGCCUUGACUGCUGCGGCUGCACAGGACAAGGUGAACCAAGAGAGAAGCAAGAAGAAAUCAAAGAAGGAUACCUCAGACAAACACCCCUCUGCUGCGCAGGGACCUUCUUCAUCCCACCAUCGUGUUCCUCUCCCUCAACCGUCUACCUCGUCAACACAGGAAGACAAUGAAGACCUAGUCAUUGAUGUCCGAGAUCCUAAAAUAUAGCAUUGUAGCUCCAUUCAUACAGAAUAGACUGUGACAUUCUUGAUGACUUCAACAGUUUAAUGCUAUCUCUCAUGAUUCAGCGAUCUCUGGCUUGGCUGUUAAAACAAGUUUACUAUACAGUGCAUCCCGGAAAACCGGGAUUCACAUGUCUUUCUCCUUCAAAAGCAAAUAAAUUUUAAUAUUUUAUUUACAUCAUCACAAUAUUCAGUUAUUCCUCUAUAUUUUGAUACCUGAUGAGACGAACACUUCACGCAUUAAUGAACAAAACGAGUUUGAAAUUUUAAUGUCAAAAUCAGGUUGCACAUAAAAAUCGGACAGGAUUGGUUCAUUAUACGACGAACGUGCUUAUUUGCCGAUUGGCUCAUUAACAUUUCUUUUGUAUUCUUAGUCAAGUUUCUCUCACUGAUCUCUGAAAUGAGAGUGGAUUCAGAUGCACACGUGAGUUUCUGCAGAAAUCAUUUCCAGUAUGCCUCAAUAUUUAUUGUUUGUAUUCUGCCAUGUGUCAAAGGUUUGCUAAGCUUUUGGUCUCAAUUUAAAGAUGACAUUCCAUUCUUACCAUAUGUUUAAAAUUUGUAGUAAAAACAUAUUUUGUAAUUGUUAAAUCUAUCUCUAAAAAUGGGUUUCCUUUUAUGUGGGGGACACUCUGCUCAUUUGAGUGAGAGAGGAGAGAGGUGUCCUCGCUUAUUCUCCCAGCCUGCCAGUUUAGGUUAUGAUGUUAAAGGUCUGCAUACAUCAAUCUCCCCAUUAAUUCAAGUACAUUUUAUUUCUGAGAUGAAUAUAUAUUUCAGUGCAACACUAUAUUACUAUACAUUGUUUCUCUUGUCGAGAAGUGCAUGUAUGUUACACCCAGUAAAUGUAGUAUUGUUUUAUUUUCCAUUGG
Lytechinus variegatus (green sea urchin) is the source of this 1974-nucleotide messenger RNA. Its product is annotated as INO80 complex subunit E-like. Gene Ontology annotation, biological process: chromatin remodeling. Bases 90 to 1094 code for a protein of 334 amino acids. The record is from RefSeq and is a predicted model, not a curated record. Gene Ontology annotation, cellular component: Ino80 complex; nucleus. The transcript has 7 exons. NCBI's taxonomy places the organism in Eukaryota, Metazoa, Echinodermata, Echinoidea, Temnopleuroida, Toxopneustidae.